Solanum dulcamara is the source of this 1469-nucleotide messenger RNA. Its product is annotated as receptor protein kinase CLAVATA1-like. Gene Ontology annotation, molecular function: protein binding. The transcript has 2 exons. Lineage: Eukaryota; Viridiplantae; Streptophyta; Magnoliopsida; Solanales; Solanaceae. The record is from RefSeq and is a predicted model, not a curated record. The coding region runs from base 262 to 948 and encodes 228 amino acids.
AAAGAAAGAGAAACCUUCAUGUCAUAGUAAUUAUGGACAGAAUUUGCAAUCUUCUCUUUGCUCUUGCAGUUUUCAUUCUGCUCCAUCACAAUACUUCACUUGCUAAUAUUAACACCGAUGAAGCCGCUCUUCUUGUACUGAAAUCUCACAUUUCUACUCAUCCUAACAACAUCUUAGCAAGCAAUUGGUCUUCUUCCAGCCCGGUUUGCAGCUGGAUCGGAAUCACUUGCAGCUCCCGUCACUACUUUAGACAUUUCUAGCAUGCAACUUCAUGGUACCAUUCCUCCACACCUUGGAAACCUUUCGUUUCUCAUCUCCCUCGACAUCACUAACAACAAUUUCCACGGGGAUUUGCCAGAAGAGCUGGCUCAUUUACACAGGUUGAAAUCGAUUAACGUCACAAGCAAUAACUUCAUCAGAGCUUUUCCAUCAUUUUUAAGUUUGUUACCAAAUCCACGGUCUGUGUACCUCUGGAACAACCAAUUUUCGGGGAAAAUUCCAUCUCCCCUUUCCAAUCUAACAAAGCUACAAGUGUUGAGCUUGCAAAGAAAUUUUCUGAAAGGAGAAAUCCCUCGUGUACUCGGUGAUCUUCGUUACCUUACUAUCCUAGGCCUACAACAUAAUCAAUUUAGUGGCUCUGUUCCACCAUCAAUCUUUAACAUUACGACAAUGCAAAUCAUUGCUCUUACAAGCAACAAUCUUACUGGUAAGCUUCCAACAACUAUAUGCGAUCAUCUUCCAAACAUGAAAGGGCUUUACCUCUCACUCAACUCCCUAGAUGGAGUUACUCCAACAAACCUAGAGAAAUGCCGAAAUCUUCAAGCCUUGUCAUUGUCUGAAAUGAGUUUAUUGGAACUGUACCAAGAGAGUUGGCCAACUUGGAGCACUCUACUUGGAAGGAGAGAUACCAGUGGAGCAUUUUCCCAGAAACUACAGGUGUUGGGAUAAUCACAGAAUGAGUUUAUUGGUUCUGUCCCUGCAAGCAUUUAUGAUCAUUUCUGACCGUCAUUGCAGAGUACGGACAACAUGGAAUAGUAUCCACGAGCUAUGAUGUUUAUAGUUUUGGCAUCUUGAUAAUGGAGACGUUUACAAGAAGGAGACCGAGUGAUGAAAUAUUUACCGGAGACCUGAGCAUACAACGUUGGGUUAGUGAUUCCUUCCCAAGUGGACUUCAUAAGGCUGUGGAUUUUAAUUUGGUACUGCCAGGGGAUGAACAAAUUGAUACAAAUUAGCUUUGAGCUGCAGUUUAGUGGCACCUGAUGCAAGAAUUAGCAUGGAAGAUGCUCUUUCAACACUCAAAAAGAUUAGGCUCCAGCUUGUGAGUAGUCAGCACUAGGUGGAAUUGACCCGUCUGCUCUUGUAUGUUAUUCUAAACCAUCCAUUAUGUAUAGAAUUUUAAGAUAGAGAUCGUAAUUCUCAAAUCAAUACUUUUUAUUACCUCUCAAAACAGAGAAUUUUAAAGCCUUGUA